Molecule: messenger RNA, 474 nt
Organism: Argentina anserina (silverweed cinquefoil)
Lineage: Eukaryota; Viridiplantae; Streptophyta; Magnoliopsida; Rosales; Rosaceae
Product: monooxygenase 3-like
Exons: 3
Coding region: 1-474 (157 amino acids)
Source: RefSeq, a predicted model, not a curated record
AUGUGCAGUGGAGACCAUGAGAGACGUGUGAAAAGGAAGUUUCUGUUGGAAGCCCUUGCAAGUGAACUUCCUAGUGGCACCAUUAGGUUCUCCUCAAAAGUUGUUUCCAUUGAGGAAUCAGGCUACUUUAAGCUGGUGCAUCUUGCUGAUGUAACCAUCCUUAAAGCCAAGGUUUUGGUUGGAUGUGAUGGAGUAAACUCAGUGGUAGCAAAAUGGCUGGGCUUCAAGCCACCGGUGUUUACAAGAAGAUCUGCCAUUCGAGGUAGUGCAGAGUUCAAGAGCAGCCAUGAGUUUGAUCCCAUAAUGAUGCAGUUCACUGGGAAUGGUAGAAAGAACCCAGCUCAGUUGAAGCAAUAUAUGUUAACCAUGCUCGGAAAGGUACCAGAUGAAGUAAGAGCUGUUAUGGAAAACACUGUGUUAGAUGCUUUUACAUCCUCUCCAUUGAGAUAUAGGCACCCUUGGGAAAUUCUUUAG